GUCCUGUUUUUCUACUGACUAUUUUAUGAGAAUUUUUUUUUAUAUCAACGCAGGUAUUUAUAUUGUUUGGACUCUUUAUCUGGAUAGUCAUAUGUAUGAAUCAAGUUGAAUAAGCAAUAGGAACUAUAAAUAUGGCAUCAAGAAUAGAAACGGAAGAUUCGGCAUUGGGCAAUAAUCGAGGAUUAAACGAAUCCCAUUGGGAGUAUCUAGAACUGUUUUUAAUCUUUAUCAUAAUCACAAUUCCUAGAGUAUGCUGGUCCUACAUUGCAUCGUUGUCAAGUUCUUUUAAAGGCCUAUUUUUUAAGCAUUAUAUCGCCGUACCUGUGCUUCUUUUAAGUGUUAGUACUUUGACAGCUGUUGUUAUAACUUUAAGGGGUCUGGUACGUUUGAUCGUUGUGAUUUAUUGUUUAUCAUUUUUUGUUUGUUCCAUCAUAAGCCUUUGUUUCAAGCAAGGUGCUAUUAUGUUUAUCGAUUUAUGUGAACAAGUGGAGCAGCAGGAAAAUGUGAUCGAUCCUCAAGACUUGCAAGAGGUUUUACAACCGACAAGAGAUAGCGCAGAAGACGAAAAGAUACUUUUGCAUAAGGCUUUAAAAAACCUGUUGGGACCAAUACCAGAAACUGAAAUUAAGCCAGAUGAAAGGAGAACGCUCCAAAUUCCUUAUGAUGAUGACGCAGCUGUGCCAUAUGAUGCACUUGAUACAUUUCCACCACUAAAUCAUGACGAUGAUAAUACUACCAGAACAUUUCGCAAUCCUGAUUCAUGUUCACCUAGUGCACGUGGUGGAACUUAUAGUAUCUCCUAUGAAGAUAUAAGCUAUUUGUUAACAUCAAGACAUUUUGAUGCUGACGGCUCCGAUUCUCACGAAAUUUCUCAACCUUUAUCUGAAGCACGCAUAGCUUAUGACGCAAGGAAAAAGUUUGUAUCCUUUAUAAAGGCUCGACUCAAUUCAUUCAGAAAACUUCAGCGUAGUUAUUCCUAUGAUUAUAGUGCAGCUGGGCCAUCUCAUGCACCUGAUCCAUUUCCACCAUUGAAAUACGUUAAUGAUAGUUUCGUCGAACCAUCUCAUACAUCUGACCUCUCUUCACCACUGAAUCAGGAUAAUAGUAGUGUUACCAGAGCAUUACACACUCCCGAUUCAUGUUCAUCGAGUGCACAUGAUAGAACUUAUAAUAUCUCCUACGAAGAUAUAACUGAUUUGUUAAAAUCGACACAUUUUGAUGCUGAAGGCUGCGAUCCUCAUGAAAUUUUUCCACGUCUAUCUGAAGCGCGCCUAUCUGCUGACGCAAUAAAGAAAUUUGGAUACCCAGUUCAUGUUCUUGGAGCAGAUUCAUACAGAAUAUUUCAUUCCAGUGAUGAAAACUGUAUUUCCGAUGAACAAGCUCUGUUAGAAGGAAACACUUUUGAAGCUUCUGUUGAAGUUCAUCAUCCUGAUUCACACAGGUCAUUGAGUUCUAACAAUGAUGGUUCCAGUUCUGUCGAACCUGAAUCAAUAACAACUGAUGAAAAUGCAAGAGGGGUUAUUUCCGAUUUGCACUGUGACUUACCAUAUGAGGAUAUUAAUCGGUCUUCAGAAUCAUUCAGCAGUCAAUAGAAUAAGGCCAAGUACGCAGAGUCUACCAAGACUAAAGAUAAUUAAGUAUUUUUAUUAAAAAACUAGAAAAUGUUUUAACUUUUUCUAUGGUAUUUUAAAUUACGAAGUAUGCUUUUGAUUGUUUCACCAUGUUUU
Molecule: messenger RNA, 1727 nt
Organism: Argiope bruennichi
Lineage: Eukaryota; Metazoa; Arthropoda; Arachnida; Araneae; Araneidae
Exons: 3
Coding region: 132-1592 (486 amino acids)
Source: RefSeq, a predicted model, not a curated record